CCUCAUCUCAAACACACUUAACAAAUAUUCUUCUUCUUAAUUUCCACUUUCUCACCUAAUUUCUAAGCUUUCCUUCUAUUUUGUUGUCUUACUUUUUGAGCAAAAUGGAAUUUGAGGAGCCAAUAUUGAGAUUAAACAUAAGAGACCACCACCACCACAACAAGACUAAGAUCUAUAAUAAUAAUCUUGGAAGUAGUUCUAGCGUUAGUGCUUCCUCUGUUGCUUCACAUGAAGAUUUGGUGAGUAGAAUUGAGUCAUUUCAUGUGAGAGAAAAGGGUAAUAUUUCUAAGAGUGAAUCUGCUGAAAAGAAACUUUCAUGGUUGCGUUCUCAGAUCGUUGGUGAAAAUGCCGAUUUUGAUACGCCAUUUGGAAAACGUAGGCUUACUUAUGCUGAUCACACGGCCUCCGGAAGAGGCCUUCACUACAUCGAAAACUACAUCAUCAAUAAUGUCCUUCCUUUCUAUGGCAACAGUCACACUAGUGACAGCCAUGUAGGGUACCAAACAACAAAAUUGGUGCAUGAAGCAGCAGCUUAUGUGAAGAAAUGUGUAGGAGGAGGAGAUGAAGAUGCAAUUAUAUUCUGUGGUUCUGGUUCUACUGCUGCCAUUAAAAGACUUCAAGAAGUCAUGGCCAUUUCCGUCCCUUCCAUUCUAAGAGAUAAAAUACUCACAAAAUGCUUUCGUAACGAAACCAAAGAGAGAUGGGUUGUAUUUGUUGGACCCUAUGAACAUCACUCUAACAUCCUUUCCUGGAGACAAAGUUUAGCUGAGGUUGUGGAGAUUGGAUUGGACGAAAAUGGUCUUGUCGACAUGGAAUCCUUGAGGGAUCAACUUGAGUUCUAUAAGACUACAAAUAGGCCAAUGUUGGGCUCAUUCUCAGCUUGUAGUAAUGUCACUGGAACUUAUUCUGAUACUAGAGCCAUCGCUCGUCUUCUUCACAAAAAUGGAGCUUUUGCUUGCUUUGAUUUCGCAGCAAGUGCCCCGUAUGCAAAGAUAGAGAUGAGAUCAGGAGAAAUAGAUGGGUAUGAUGCUGUUUUUAUUAGUCCUCAUAAGUUUCUUGGUGGGCCAGGCACACCUGGAAUUCUUGUAAUGAACAAAGCACUCUAUCGAUUGAGGACCUCACCUCCAUCUACUUGUGGUGGUGGUACUGUUGAUUUUGUCAACCCUUACAAUGAAAAGUUUUAUUCAAAGUGUUGUGGUGGAAGUAAGAAGGUUAUGGUCAAAAGAGUUUAUGUCUGUGAAAGUCUUAUGGAAGAAUCAUGCCAUUGAAGAAGUUACAUGGGAGUCAAAAAAGGAUAUGAGACUCAAGUAUCCUCACUUGUUUCAGCUUUCAG
This is a messenger RNA of Capsicum annuum, 1333 nucleotides long. RefSeq names its product cysteine desulfurase SufS. The transcript has 4 exons. The coding region runs from base 105 to 1268 and encodes 387 amino acids. The record is from RefSeq and is a predicted model, not a curated record. NCBI's taxonomy places the organism in Eukaryota, Viridiplantae, Streptophyta, Magnoliopsida, Solanales, Solanaceae.